This is a messenger RNA of Nicotiana attenuata, 1225 nucleotides long. RefSeq names its product transcription factor MYB44-like. Gene Ontology annotation, biological process: regulation of DNA-templated transcription. Gene Ontology annotation, cellular component: nucleus. The transcript has a single exon. The record is from RefSeq and is a predicted model, not a curated record. Lineage: Eukaryota; Viridiplantae; Streptophyta; Magnoliopsida; Solanales; Solanaceae. Gene Ontology annotation, molecular function: DNA-binding transcription factor activity, RNA polymerase II-specific; RNA polymerase II cis-regulatory region sequence-specific DNA binding. The coding region runs from base 139 to 960 and encodes 273 amino acids.
CUUUACCAAGUAAACGGUGAGCCCCGCCUCCCCACAACCACCCCUGCUUCAUUUAUUCUAUACCCCUUCGCCGGAAAUAGUUACCGGAAUCCUCCAUUUCCGGUAUUUCAAAGCUCGCCGUUGAUUAUUUACAAUUCGAUGGAAACGAUUAAGGAAACAAGUCGGGUCAAGGGUCCAUGGAAUCCUGAAGAGGAUGAGUUAUUGCAGAGGCUAGUUGAAGAACAUGGGCCAAGAAACUGGUCUAUUAUAAGUAAAUCAAUGCCGGGUCGAUCCGGAAAAUCUUGUAGGCUCCGUUGGUGUAACCAGCUCUCUCCUCAAGUGGAGCACCGCCCUUUUACUGCUGAAGAAGAUGAAACUAUUCUCAAAGCCCAUGCUAAGUUCGGUAAUAAAUGGGCUACGAUAGCCCGUUUGUUGUCGGGUCGAACCGAUAACUCCAUCAAGAACCACUGGAACUCGACGCUUAAGCGAAAGUGUCCUUCCACGUCGGCUGAUUUGUCAUUCGAAACUCCUAAGCAGCCGCUGAAGCGAUCGUCCAGUAUUGGGCCGGGUACAAUAUCAAUGAAUCCGGGUAGUCCAUCUGAAUCCGACUUGAGCGAUUCGGGUUUUCCUGGGUUUCCUCAGUCGAAUGUUUAUCGAGCUGUCACCCGACCCGGUGAAGUUUUGCCUCCGUCGGUACCCGACCCACCAACAUCUCUGAGUCUUUCUUUACCCGGAUCCGGAUUCAAAGAAACUACGGGUCGGGUAACCCCACAAGUAGCUGAACCGGCUCCGGCACCAGAACCCGCACUAUCUUCAGCUCCGGGUUUAAUGCCCCAGGAUCUUCCAGUAACUGAGAAUUACAGUUUUGGUCCUUCAAUUAUGGAGAAACAGUUAUUUAGCCCAGAAUUUUUGGCAGUUUUGCAAGAUAUGAUACAUAAGGAAGUCAAAAAUUAUAUGUCAGGGUUUGAGGAUAAAGAUUAACGGGGUUACUAUGCACACAGAAGCAAUAAAGAAUGCUUUUGUAAAGCGCAUUGGCUAAUGCAAGAUUGAGUGAAUGGAUAGUAGUAAUAGUAAGUUUUUUAGGUAAUACAUUUGUAGUAUUCCAUCUUGCUUCUACAAAAGAAAAUAAUUUUGAAUGGAUGUGGAAAAAAUGAGAGCAGCUAAAAAUAUGUUCAUAAGAAAGAAUGUGGAGAAAGCAAUACAUGAAAAAAGAAUUGAAUAUGAAUUUUCCAUAUCUUUUGACGAA